Molecule: messenger RNA, 10799 nt
Organism: Sceloporus undulatus (fence lizard)
Lineage: Eukaryota; Metazoa; Chordata; Lepidosauria; Squamata; Phrynosomatidae
Gene: ZC3H12C
Product: zinc finger CCCH-type containing 12C
Exons: 7
Coding region: 245-2893 (882 amino acids)
Cellular component (GO): cytoplasmic ribonucleoprotein granule; nucleus
Molecular function (GO): mRNA binding; RNA endonuclease activity; metal ion binding
Source: RefSeq, a predicted model, not a curated record
CCCACUCGAGGGGCGGGAGCUGAGGGGGUUUCGGGCCUAGUCUGAGGGGAGACUCCCGCUUCUCCUCCUCCUCCUCCUUGAAUUCGCCUUUGGGGGAGUUGCAUUAUUUAUAAUGGUUCCCCAAAGGCCCUGAAAAGGAGAGGCAGAGGCUGGGUGGGAGGAUGGAAGGAGGAGGAUAAAAUGGCCCCCUUCGCCUGGAACUGAUGGAAGCUGAAGAGCACUCAGACAUGCAUAACUUUCUUCAAUGCACACAGAAAAAUAUGAAUACAGGGUACUUUAUAUUCAGAAAUACAGAAAAACCAACAAAGUGGAGUCAAAUACAUGCAGCAGCUUCAUGGGCUUGAAGGAUCACUUGGGACAUGACCUAGGCCACCUCUAUGGGGAUGCUGCAGAGACUCAAAUCAUUGCACCUUGGUCAAUGGUAGAGAAACCAACAAUGGAUAAAAUUAACUCUAGGAAGGAGGAUGCUAACAAGGAGACUUCUGAAGAAACUGGAAGUUCCAGUUGCGAUUCUGAGGAAAGCACAAAUUCUGAUAAUGAAUCAGAACGAUCAGCUACAACUGGAUCAUGCUUCUUACCUAAGACUCAUAGACAGCUGUGUAGGUCUCCUUGCCUAGAACCACAUAUAUUAAAACGCAAUGAAAUCUUGCAAGACCUUAAACUAGAGGAAGCUCAGAUAGUGUCUAAAGAAGUUAAGAAGCCUCCUGACGUUAUGAAAGAAUAUCAAACCAAACUAGAGUUUGCACUUAAAUUAGGUUACUCUGAAGAACAGGUUCAGCUUGUCCUCAAUAAACUUGGUACAGAUGCUUUAAUCAAUGAUAUCUUGGGAGAACUUGUCAAACUUGGAAAUAAAACUGAAACUGAACAGAGUGUAAGUAGCAUUAACAGCAGCAUAAUGCGAGAAGCAUCUUCUGUUGAGUCACAGAGAUCUGAUUCCCCUCUUCAGGAGGAUGUGCCAGUGGAUGGUGAUAACUUGAGACCUAUUGUUAUCGAUGGCAGCAAUGUUGCAAUGAGCCAUGGAAACAAAGAAGUAUUCUCUUGUCGAGGGAUUAAACUGGCAGUGGACUGGUUUUUGGAAAGAGGCCACAAAGAUGUCACAGUGUUUGUGCCAGCAUGGAGAAAAGAACAGUCCCGACCGGAUGCUCUCAUUACAGAUCAAGAAAUCUUACGUAAAUUGGAAAAAGAGAAAAUUCUGGUGUUCACCCCAUCCCGCCGUGUUCAAGGGAGAAGGGUGGUAUGCUAUGAUGAUAGGUUCAUCGUAAAGUUGGCCUUUGAGUCUGAUGGUAUAAUUGUGUCUAAUGAUAACUACAGGGAUCUAGCUAAUGAAAAACCAGAAUGGAAGAAAUUCAUUGAUGAACGACUGCUUAUGUAUUCAUUUGUCAAUGACAAAUUCAUGCCUCCAGAUGAUCCACUUGGCCGCCAUGGUCCAAGUCUAGAUAAUUUUCUGAGGAAAAAGCCUGUGGUACCAGAACAUAAGAAGCAACCAUGUCCAUAUGGGAAGAAAUGCACUUAUGGACACAAAUGCAAGUACUACCAUCCAGAAAGAGGAAAUCAGCCUCAGAGGUCAGUAGCUGAUGAACUUCGUGCCAUGUCUAAGAACACAGCUGCCAAAGCUGCUGGUGAAGGAGGGCUGGUGAAGAGCAACAGUGUUCCUUGCAGCACUAAAAUAGAUAGCACUUCAGAUCUUAAGCGAGCUGCUCCAAAGAGGCAAUCAGAUCCUAGUAUAAGGACUCAAGUCUACCAAGACUUGGAGGAAAAGCUUCCCACCAAAAACAAAUUGGAAACCAGGUCUGUACCUUCUUUAGUUAGUAUACCGAAUUCUGCUGCUACAAAGCUCCAAAGUACUGCACCUUUAAGCAAUGGCCUUCCAUCUGGAGUCCAUUUCCCACCUCACGAUCAAAGACCACAGGGACCAUAUCCCCCAGUGAUGAUGGCAACCAAAAAUCCUGGAACACCAAUGCCUUAUGAGCAGUAUCCCAAAUGUGAGUCGCCAGUGGAUGUAGGUUACUACUCUAUGCUGAGUGCAUAUCCAAACCUAAGCCUCUCUGGUCCACGAAGCCCUGAGAGGCGUUUCUCCUUGGACAUAGAUUACAGAAUCAGCUCUGUAGCCUCUGAUUGUAGUAGCGAAGGGAGCAUGAGCUGUGGCAGUAGUGAUUCCUACAUAGGCUACAAUGAUCGAUCCUAUAUGAGUUCUCCUGAUCCCCAACUGGAAGAGAAUUUAAAGUGCCAACAUAUGCAUCCCCAUAGCCAUGUAACUUCACAGUCUUUCUUGCAGAGCUACCAUGAUACACUGUCCAGGGUUCAGAGUUAUAGUCCUGAAGAACCAAAGCAUCAUCACAAACCUCCACUUUCAUACAUGGCUGGACACCUUCAGCAUCCCAGUGCUGGUGCUCGUUCAAGUUGUCCUGGUGACUACCCUGCUCCUCAAAGUUCCCAGCAUUCAAAGAACAUGCAUCUGGGGAGAGCCCUUGUGUCCACAAGAGUAGACAGCAUAUCAGACUCACGUUUAUAUGAUAAUUCUCCACUAAGACAAAGAAAAUCAUACUCUGGUCAAGAAGGACUCAGUAGUUGGGAUAGGCAGGGCUAUGGAAUGGAUGCGUAUAGCUUUCGUCAAACGUAUUCCUUGCCCAGUAACCCCUCACAGCCAUGUUAUGAACAGUUUGCUUUCCAAAGCUUGCCUGAGCAACAAGAUCAGCCUUGGCGGAUACCUUACUGUGGAAUGCCUCAAGACCCUCCAAGGUACCUGGAUAGCCGAGAAAAAGUCUAUAUAAACCUGUGCAACAUUUUCCCCCCUGACCUUGUGAGAAUUGUUAUGAAAAGGAAUCCUCAUAUGACAGAUGCUCAGCAGCUUGCUGCAGCCAUUUUAGUGGAAAAAUCUCAGCUAGGUUAUUGAUGACAUGAUGACAAUGACGAUGCAUCUUUGUGGUGUCUAUUAGUUCAGUUUCAGCUAUAAUGCUGAGGGAGGUUUGCUACACUAGCAUUUGUGAUCUCCUUCUCAGCAAGGAGGUUAUAUAGUAAUCCAUUUAUGUGAAAUACUGUGCCAUGGAAUCUGUAUGUACAACCCCAUGCAUUGGAAGUGACAGGUUUGGUUUUAAAUGCUUGUUCAACUUGUUUGUUUUUUUCAUAACUGGAAGGUUUUUCCAGUUUAAUAUAUUAUUAUAUCUGUGUUCUCUGAAUAGAAUCUUUGGUGCAUUGGGGUUUUAUAUGCAGCACUUUCUUAUAUUGUUACAUAUUUAUAUUGGGUGCUUUCUCCUUUGAGUACAAAAGAGUUUCUUUUCUAAACUGCAGAAAAUUGAAGAGGAUUUUAUGCACCCAGCCAACGUUUUUUCUUCAAGCCAAGCUUAUUAUGAACUCUUUUUUAUUGCAAUUAAGUUAUUUAAUUUUAUUGUGUGAUCUUCACUGUGCUAUAAUCAUUUUAUUUAUAGAAAACAAAGGUCUUAUACAGCACUGACUUUAUUUUUUAAGCAAUUUGUGAGUUACCAGUUUUAUCACUGAAAUGGGUAACAAUAUAUUAGUACUUUAUAGUAUGGCACUUUUUAUUGGUUUUAAUUGAAAUUAUUUGUUGAUGACUGUUUAUUUUUUUCUGCAAGCAGAAGCAAUCAGUUAUGAGAGAAACCUGCUAUCACUAAUUUAUUAUGUAGAAGGCAAAAGCCUUAUGUGAAGUUUGGAAAAUGUUCAGUUCAUCUAAUUCAUAAUUGCCUAAAAAUAGACUGGUUUAGGUACCGACCGUAUCCAGCUGAUGUGUACUUCCAUUCAUUAGAAAUGGCAAUGAAAUUGAAAUUUGUGUUAGGUGUGUCUUUUGCUCCCCUAAUUAAUGUGCAGGUAUAAUGGACAAAAUGCUUUUUUUUCCCAUAAAAAAAACCUGUUUUUAAAUGAACCCUAAUUGUUUUCAAUGCAAUUUUUGUAUAUAAGAUACUGUAUAUUUUUGUGCUAUUUAUCAAAGCUGACCUGAGAAGGCUUUAUGUUGUGUUGAAGAUAUGCAACAUUUUAUUAACUGCACUACAGUAAUAAUAGUAUUAUAGCAUUAUAGCUGAGAAUGUUAUGAUAUCCUGGCUAGAAUCCAAUGGUAUUGCUGAUGGAAGCAGUUUUGUCUGCAGAACUGGAGGGAACUAGUUCCACCCACACCUACGGAUAUAGCUCCCAUACAGUCUCAAAUCUACUCUGGAGAAUUGGGAAACCCUCCAGAGCAGAUUUUUAAGCAACACCAAAGGCUGUAAGGGAUAGGAAAGGAGGGGAAACUCCUGUUACACUAGUGGAACUGCAGUAGUGCAGUGCUGGAUCCUAGUUUAUGUAGACUAUGUUCUCCAAGUUAGUUUGUUUGGCUUGUUGAAUUACGUAGGUCUAAUUCUCUCUAGAAACUACAUAAUUUUAAAUGCAAAUAGGAUUGCCUCUUGUAGUAUUUGUAAGGAAGAUUUCUGGUUUUAAGUUAUGGGUUCUGCUAGCUUCUUUAAAAUGUAAUUUUAUAUAGAUAGAUCUGGUAGUCAGUGACUUUAUAGGCAUUGCAGUCAGCUGCCUACACACUAGGAUUCCCUGCAAAGCAACAUACUGUGAUGUUUCCCUAGUAUACAGUGUUAAAUUGCUGAUAAAUGUGUGUGCAGCUGUCACUUGAAGACCCUGUAGAACCAGAAAGUACCUUUACUGUUGAUACAAAUUGUAUCUUUAACUAUGAGAACUAUUUUUAUUUAUAGAUCUAAUUUUAAACACAUACACAGACACACACAGACACAAAUGUGUAUAGUUAAUUUUUGAACUUUGGGCAACAUUUUAUCUCUUAUUUUUUAAAAAAAGAAAGAAAGAAAUCUAAUGGUUUUUAAAACCAGAACUCCUCCUAUAUAGGAAAUCAUUGAGUUCUUAUAUCGUAUACAUUUUCCUCCUAUUUAAAGAUGCCUCUUUCUCUUGCUCUAAAACAAUAUCAAAUGAGAUCUUACCUAAAAAUAUUGGUAAAAUGCUGCCUGAAAAGAAUGUCCAAGCACCUUUUGAAUAGGAAAACAUUUUUCACUUCUUGUGCAACACUGUGUGUUGCAAGAAGUAGGAUUUUGGUAUACAGUAAAUGCUCCUAUAAAGCAUUGUGCUUAUAGAUAUAUCCAAUAAUCUGAACCGUGUUCAGCAACUUUAAUUCAUGAUUGCUCUUCUAUACUGCUAAUGAGAUGGGAUCUCAUUUCUCAUAGACCUGUCUUUGCCAACCUGGUACCAUCCACGUGUGCUGGAGUACAACUCCCAUUAUGUUAGGUUGAUGAGAGUUGUAAUCCAAUACAAUUGGAGGACAAAUGGUUGGGGAAACCUGUGUUAGGUUCCUCUGCCCUCCUGUAGGUGCUGUCUUAUAUUUUGUCCAUCUCUCCUAAAAGAGAAUGUAUUUCCCAUUUCUUCUUCUGGAAUUGGGUUUUCACUAUUUAUAUAGUAUGUUUUAAUUAAGAGAUUGUACAUAGUGUAUUGUACACAAGCCUCCCUUCCCCUUUAAACAAAUAGAAUUUGUGCAAAAACCUAACUUGCUUGUUACUUGUAAAAAAAAAGAUUCCUGGUGGACUAUCUCCACAAGCAAUAGUUGAUUCAUGUGCUGUUUUAUGUCUUUAUAUUCUAACUUUAAUGUUUUACUAUUCCCCCAACUCUAUAUGCAUGCCCUUCUCUAAGGUAUAGUGGGAUUCCUAUCCCCAGAGAGUGUACAGUGUAGAAAUUUAUGUCUUCUGGACUGAGAUCCUUUCAUAAGUUGCAUUUUCUGUUGGCUUGUGGUGCAUUGCUUGCAGAAGCCUGACCAAUAGGCUAUAGGGUACAAAAAAAAGCUUGUCUGUGCAUUGUAUGCUACAAUAUGAACUCAGCUCUUUACAUAUUCAUUUAAUAUGGGAUGAAUAUUCAUUCACAUAUACAUACACAUAUACACAUGUACAAAUAAACAGUGUCUGCCAGUCUAGAGAGACCAGAACACAAAGCAGCUGUGCUUUAUAAAAUUCUUCUUCAGUCUUGAAGCUUGGUUUUGGCCUGCCUUGAAAAGUUAGUGGUUAAAAAGAAAACCUCACAGCUCCAGUGUGUUCUGCUGCAGGAGCUUCCCAUUAUUGUUUCUUAACUUUAAAAAACACUUUGUGCUUUGAAAGACUCAAAUGCCUGGCCUCAGUACUUUUCCUGAAAGGAAAUGUUUGCUGGCUCUUCUGUUAUGUUGCUUUCUCUUAAACAGAUCCUUAAUUCUCUCAACUGAUUUGGUUAAGCACAAGAAUGUGCUGAGUUUAAGUUGCAAGAAGAAUUUUCUAAAGAGAAAGCCAAGGAAUUGUAUGACAUCUUUUAUAAGUAUGCAGCCACUGGGUUUAUUCGCUUUACUUUUUUCUGUUUCAUGCCUACUUUUUCCUAUUAUCCACAUUGAUUCCUUUUUGUUCCUCUUUCUUUGCCAUACAAAACGGCUGAUGGGGUACAUCUCAUAGAACCACUGAGAAUUUGCAGAUGGUGCUGGAGUGCAGCUCCCUGCAGCCAUAGACAGGAGGUAAACAAUAGUGAGGGAACAUGAGAGCAAUGGUCCAAAAGAAAUCUAAGACCACUGUGCCCAAUCCUGAGCAGUGCUACUCAAACCAGUGGUCCUUGGUACAGUGCAGAUUCCUGAGCCAAUGGCUGCUCAUCCCUGGCCAAUUUCCAGGAAAGAAGGAAACAAUGGCACAAAUGCUCAGUGGCACACUGGGAAACAAUAGUUGAUCCCCCACAUCAGAUAUCCUAAGAAGCACAGUUCUGGAGUAUAUUUUAAUGGGUUUCCAGAAAUGGCAUUACACUUUAAAAAAGAAAAGAAGGGGAAAUGAUAUUACUAUAGAAAUUCCAGACUUGUUUUAGGUCCAUUUCUUAGUGUUGACACAGAGUAAGGUCCAAACACAUACAGUGAAAAUUACAUCAACUCAUACAUGGGUAAAGGGGUAAAUAGUCACUUUUGUAACUGUUAAAGUUAAAACAUACUACAUUUAGAAGUCACAAUUGCUGUAACUGAUCAUACCAUUUGGUUAUAUUGGGAGAAAUUUGAUCUCAUAGUGGUCUGUACCACCCUAUUCUCUUCCUUCACCCCAAAGUAAUUAGCGUAGCAACUCAGAUCCAGAGCUGGAAAAGAGGAAAGAGUUCCCUCAGACUUGAAGUGAUGCCAUAGAAAUAGAAAGGUGAGUGGGCGUUUCAGGUCCAAAAGGUGGCAGGGGAGGUUAGUUAAAAAUAGGUGUCUUGGAAGAGAUCACAUUGCAAAACAAAAAAAAGCUUAUUACUUUUCCCCAUAAGGUUUCAAACAUAGGAAGCAGUUGUGAAGCUGAAUCCUGGCAUUCCAAGAUUUCAGGCAAGAGUGCGACUGGGCAUACCCAUCUGGACCCAAAUGUUUCCAUUCUAAUAGGUCCCCCAACUGGACCUGUUUUUAAGGUGCAGCAAUUGAAUCUAGAUUUAGUCCUCGUGUAAAUCCAUUAAAUCAAUGAGCUUUAAAUUAGUAGUGACUGAAGUUCCAUUGACAAUCAGUCUACACUUAACUUUGAUUCCAGCAUUCUUCACUCCACCACCUAUUUAUAUUCGUAACCCCUUUUAAAUUUUCUUUGCACUUCUGAUUAAUAUGCUGGUUUUCCUUCUGAGCUCUUUUUAUAUUUCAUUUAGGAAGAUGAGUUUCUGUUUGCAUUUAACGCUUGAUGCACUGUUUUGUUCACUGAAAAUGGAUGUAGUCAUCCAACUCAAUACUAAAAAUUAAAUAUUGAGGCUUUUCUCCUUGGAGUCUUGGUCUCCCUCUCUUUAAAAGUUGUUAGCUAUCUGACAAGAAGUGAGAAAAUAAUGUGAAUGUCAUAAUUGUAGGGUUUUGAUAUCACUAUGGAGUCACUAUGAUGUCAUUCAUCAUAGUGACAUCAGUAAAUCAACAGUAAAAGUUAUGUUUCAUCAAAUACAAAACAACACUCUGGAUCUAAAAUGUUGCAUGACAUUUUAAAUGUAGACUGCAAUAGAGUACAUCUGAACUGUGAUUUCAUGGAUACUUUUAUUCUGCUAUAAGUGCUAGCUGCUUUGCUUCCUAUCUUUCUAAAAAAAUUUGCUGUUCUUUCUUCUUUCAACCUUUCCCAUUUUGCUUUCUGUGUUGUUUUCUUUGUCUGCAUUCUUCUUUUCCAAGUCCUUAAUCCUUGUCAUGAACUCUCUUUAGUUCCUCCUCAUCUUCCUUCUCUCUGGACUUUUGUUUUCUAUUUUACUUCACUCUGACUAGCCAUACCAAUGUCCAUCCUACCCCUUCUGUACUUGUUUUCUUUUCACCCCUAAUCUUGCUGCCUGAAAGCUUCAUAUAGAGGAUAUCCACUUAUUAAAAAUAAAAUGUGAUAAACUUUUGGGCACUGCCUAAUGUCGUGUAAGUAUUAUAUUCUGUUUUAUUCAAACUUUAUUCAUCUUUAUUUUAAAAAUAGGUUAGGGAAAUAUUUAUUUUUGAUAUAUUGUCUAUCUGAAUAUUAUUUAAUCCUUUUAUUUAAAAUAAGGAAGUGAAAGGACUACUCUUUUUUCCUAUUUUAGAAUGUGACGGUGGGAUAUUUUAUAAGAGAACUUUACACAAACUUCUAGCCAUAUAUAUAUUUUAAAACAAUAACAAUUUUAGCAGAUGAUCUCCGUUUUUAUAAUUUUUAAAUGUCAGAGAUUUUUAAGGGAUGAGUGGUUGUUGGUAUAGAUUUUGCACACCCUGCUUACUCCUUUGUAGUCCAGUGCAGAUGAAUCUGCAUUUAGCAAUUGUAAACAAAAUUUUGUGUUACUAAUAAAGCUUUAAUUGCACUAGAAGUUUCAUCUUGAGUGACACCUGGUAUGAUGAUCAAAUAGGGUACAUGCCAUCUGUUGGCAUGUAAUCUUUUUAUAGUGUGUACUUACCCAAAGUGUUGAAAUAAUUAUCUGUUUAAGUAAAUUAGACAUGGUCUGUAGCAUUUCUGAGUUAACGAAACUAACUUAGUGUUGAAAUGUUAGAUGAAUGCAUAAUUACUAUUAUAAGGGAUAAUAUUCUUAAAUUAAGUGAUAAUAGUAUUAUGUAGAAUAUAGCAAAAAGUAUUUUUGGGGACUGAAUUUAAUCCUUUUUUUAAAAAAGCAACAUUAUAGGAAUAUGUCUAUUUAUGGGUAAGCUCUCUCUUGCCAUUCAAGGUAUUGUGUUAAUGACAAAUUCCACUGUUACAUGCAUCUAUGGACAUGUCUGAACCACCUAUAAUCCUGUUGCCCAGUCUAGUAAGCCCUUUGUUCCAUUAUGGAUAACUGUGGUAUUGGCUCCAUAUUAGGGCAGCAGGGAAUUUCCUUGCCACUGACACCACUGCCUGUUCAUUUGCCCUCUUCCUCUGGCUUCCCUUACCUCCACUGACCAGGAGAGGGAAGUUGUUGCUCCUUUCUUAUAUUGCUUUUGUAAAAGCUUAAAAAACAAAAAGAGGAGCAGAUGAACGAAGUUCCUAGAGAUGAGCAGUUUCCAGCAGUGUUAAAUGGUGAUGCUGACCCUACACACACGAUUUUUUUUUUACAUUGUUCCAUUCACUUCACUGAAAAUGCAACUUCAUGCACUACAAAAGGAUAUGUACCUCAUCCAUUAAGCAAACAGGAGUUCAUAUAAACCAUGGAUGCUCACUUAUACAGAUCUAUCUAAAGCCAUGGUGGCGAACCUAUGGCACUCAUGCCUCUCUGGCACGCAAAGCCAUUACUGAGGGCAUAUGGAAAGAGAGGAGUGUCUCCAGAGACAGCUAAAGACCUGUUCCUUCACCCCGCCCUCCCAUGCCAGGGAUGUCUCUGGGGAAGUCCCACCCCUGGAAGACCUGCUCCUGGAAGGUAGAAAUCCCACCCCACCCCCAGAAGGUGGAAGUCCUGCCCCUUGGAAGUCUCACUCCCUGGCACCUGGUAAUACCUGGUGCGGGAAUGCCUUUGAGUUUGGGCACUUGAUCUCUAAAAGCUUCACCAUCACUGAUCUAAAGCAUAAACUGAAAUGAUUGCAAGAUGUUGGGAUGAUAUGCGUGAGAGAGAAACAAGAGAUAAGGAAUGCCCAAAAUGUAUUGAUCCUUAUUUAGUAUACAGUAGACAUUUUCAUUGUGCUCAGUAUUAUGGUGUUACACCAUUGAAGUGCUGACAGCUUAAGGCAUUUAAGCGAUCACUGAUACCCACUGGCAUUUCUGACAUAUGAGACAUUUAUUUUUAAAUGUGGUUAUUAGCAGUAUACACAUUUUAGAUAUUUGCUGUAGUAUACAUUUAUGGAAGGAUAUCCAAUGAAUUUUAAAAUGUGUAUAUUUCUUGCUUGUAAAUAUAUAUACACACACACACACACACACACACACUGUUGGGAACAGAACCCAGCGAAGUGACAAAACAUAGCAAAUUUUUGGGCUUCAGAAUGGAUUUAUUCAAGUUUCUUAUUUUGGCACCUUUCAAAUGUGUAACCAUUUUUAAAUGUUCCAUAUUUGGUUUUGUGUGUCUGUGUGUGUGGUCUAUUUCAAUUCCUAUGCAGACACUUCUGUAUUUUGAAUUUUAAAUUACCCUGCAACUACAUACAGGUUUGUAGAUUUCUGGGAAGAGAACAACAGAUGUUUCACUGAUGUGCCUAGGUUAUUAGCACUCUGUUCCCACUAUUACUAUUAUUUUAUUUGAUCUGGUGGGGUUUUAAUACAUAUUUGGAAACUCUUAGGAAAGAAGUUUGUGUGUGUAUGAAACUUCUGGUGAAGUGCUUGUUAAUAAUCUUUUCCACUGGCUGUUGUGAACAUUCUCUGUGAUCUGCCUAUUUUCAUCUAAUAAUGAAGUCCUUGGACAGGAUUUAUAUGAAAGCAAUGGCAAAGCAUGUACAUAGAUUCUGUUCUCAGACCAAAUAAUAAAAAUGCCUAGGUUUUCUU